Molecule: messenger RNA, 3735 nt
Organism: Sarcophilus harrisii (Tasmanian devil)
Lineage: Eukaryota; Metazoa; Chordata; Mammalia; Dasyuromorphia; Dasyuridae
Product: zinc finger protein OZF-like
Exons: 5
Coding region: 340-2067 (575 amino acids)
Biological process (GO): regulation of DNA-templated transcription
Cellular component (GO): nucleus
Source: RefSeq, a predicted model, not a curated record
GAGGGCGGGGCCUACAGGCUUGGCUCAGCUCCGGGGCGAGAAGGCUCCAUCCUCCUGCGGGAUGGACAGGACCAGGCUCUGAGGACCAGGAAGACCCUCCCAAAGGGGCUUGGCUGGAAGGCGGAAGUCUUGGAGCUGUGAUCUGGCUGCCUGCCCCUGGAUUCGUCCUCCUUUUCCUGGGGAGCUCCUAUCGCUUUGGCUUCUGGAAGCCAGAACUGUGCUAGCAGCUCUCAGGGAGCCCGGAGCCGGAGGGAAUGGGCUCUGGGAGCCUGAGACCUGCUCAGGUGAGUGCUGUCCUCCAGACCUGACCCCCAUCAGCCAUCACAGGUGUCUGGAGCCAUGGAGGGGGGUGUGAAGCUGGCACUGCCUGACUUGUGCUGUGCCUUUACCAAAGUCGGCAUCAGCUUGAGCACAGACUUGGUGACAUUCAGGGAUGUGACUGUGGACUUCACCCAGGAGGAGUGGGGCCUCUUGGACCCUCCUCAGAGGGAGUUGUACAAGGAGGUCAUGGUGGAGAAUGCCUGGAACCUGCUGUCCCUGGGGCUUCCAGUUCCCAGAGAUGAUGUGAUCUCUCAUGUUAAGCAAAUGCAAGCACCCUGGGUGCUGGACCAAGAAGGCCUGGGAAGCUGCUCUCUAGAAAGUGAGAUCACACUUGAAAUGAAAGAAAGUACUCACAAGCAAAACUUCACUUGGAGAGAAAUCUGUGCUACACGUGAGAAAAUACACAUUGGAGAAAAACCUUAUGAAUGUAACCAGUAUGGAAAGAGUUUUGAGAAUAGGCAAUCUCUUAUUCUACAUCAGAGUAUCCACAGUGAAGAAAAAUCUUAUGAAUGUAUCCAAUGUGGAAAGGCUUUCAGGAAUAAGGAGUAUCUUACCAUACAUCAGAGAAUCCACAGUGGAGCUUUUAAACAAAAAGGAGAUCUUACUGUACAUCGGAGAAUUCACAUUGGUAAGAAACCUUAUGAAUGUAAACAUUGUGCAAAGAGUUUUAGAAAAAGGAGAUCUCUUACUGCACAUCAGAGAAUCCACACCAGAGAGAAACCUUAUGAAUGUAACCAGUGUGGAAAGAUUUUCAGGAAUAAGAUGCAUCUUACCGUACAUCAAAGAAUCCACAUUGAGGAGAAACCUUACGAAUGUAACCAAUGUGGAAAAACUUAUAGAAGUAAGAAAGGUCUCAUUGGUCAUCAGAGAAUCCACACUGGAGAGAAACCUUAUGAAUGUAACCAAUGUGGAAAGACUUUUAGGUAUAAGAGAGAUCUUAGUCUACAUCAGAGAAUUCACUCUGCAGAGAAACCUUAUGAAUGUAAUCAAUGUGGAAAGGGUUUUAGACAUAAGCGAAGUCUUAUUAGACAUCAGAGAAUCCACACUGGAGAGAAACCUUAUGAAUGUAACCAAUGUGGAAAGUGUUUUAGGCAAAAAAGAGUUCUUACUAAACCUCAGAGAAUCCACACUGGAGAGAAACCUUAUGAAUGUAACCAAUGUGGAAAGGGUUUUACAGACAAUAGCUCACUUAUUCUACAUGAGAGAAUCCACACUGAAGAGAAACCUUAUGAAUGUAACCAGUGUGGAAAGACUUUCACCUAUAAGGAAUCAUUGAUUGUACAUAAGAGAAGCCACACUGGAGAGAAACCUUAUGAAUGUAACCAGUGUGAAAAGUGUUUUACAUGCAAAAAAUCUCUCACUUUUCAUCAGAGAAUCCACACUGGGGAGAAACCUUAUGAAUGUAACCAGUGUGAAAAGGGUUUUAGGCAAAAGGGAGUUCUUAUUAGACAUCAGAGAAGCCACACUGGGGAGAAACUGUAUGAAUGUAAUCAGUGUGGAAAGGCUUUCAGGUAUAAGGAAUCAUUUACUGCACAUCAGAGAAUCCACACUGGAGAGAAACCUUACAAAUGUAACCAGUGUGGAAAGGCUUUUAGAAAUAAAGGACAUCUUCAUAAACAUCAGAGAUUCCACACUGGAGAGAAACCUUAUGAAUGUAACCAAUGUGGAAAGGCUUUUACACAAAACGGAGGUCUUACUGUACAUCAGAGAAUCCACACUGGAAAGAAACUUUAUGAAUGUAAUUAAUAUGGAAAGUUUCAUAAAAAAACUUGAUUGGUUCUCACUAGAACUGUGAGGAGAUGCAUUAAAUAAGGAAGAAAUUGGAUUUGGUAGAGAUCACUGGGAGAAGAUGGUAGUGCUACUGCCUUCCAUAAUUAUCCUUCUAUCUUGAACCUUAUGGAGAGGAUGAGGAAGGGAAAGUAAAAGAUGACUAGGGAUAGGAGACAGCUUCAGAAAUAUAUGGGAUCCUUCUUUCCCACCUGGUGUAUUAGAAAGGCAGUACAGUGGGACUGAAAUAUCACUAGAUUGGGAUUUAGGACAAGAGUUGAAAUUCUGGGUUUUGUGGCUUUGUAAACGUAAUUUAACUCUACAGGUCUUCAUUUUAGAUUAGGCUUAGGAUCUCUUCCAGCUCUGUUUUGAGAACCCUUCUGGGUAUGUUUGGCAGUUUGGAGAGGCAGAAAGACAUGAGAAAUUCUAAAACUACAUCCUGUUGAAUUAGGAAACUUACACAUUCCUAAAUGAAUAAGUCCUCUGCAGUUAGUGCAAUAUGCAUAUGCUUUGUAAAUAAGAAGCUUUAAAAAAAAAAAAAAAAAGAAGUAUGUUUUCUGUCCAUCCCAUGUUCUUCUUGCCUGUGUCUCACAUAAGUUCAACAAAGAGAAUCCAUCCCACUUGCUAGUCAAGAUUAUCACUCUCUGAUGGCCUCAGUCCACUUCAAGAGCCAAGGGCCAACAGUAAUAAUCUCACAGAAACAGCCCAUGACUUCAGUUGUUCAGUUCUUCCAUCAGGUACUUUUAUAUAAAGAAAAACUUCAGUUCUGAUUCUUUCACAAUGUGAUUAAUAUGGAAUAAUGUGGACCAUGAUUGCAUAUGUAAAUUCUAUAUCACAUGGCUUGUCAUUUUGGGGAGCGGAGCUGGAGAGAGGAAGUCAAAUAAUUUGGAACUUGAAACUGUAUCAAGAUGAAAGUUAAAAAGUAGCUUUACUAGUAAAUGUUUAAAUAAAACACUAAAAUAAAAAUAAUUAGAGGCUGAUUAGGUACAAGAGCAAAUCAUAGGAAAAAUAAUUUCAUUCCAACAAUUACAGCAAUGAGAUAACAUACCAAAACUUUGUGGGAUGUAGCCUAAUGUCCUAGUGCACCCAUCCAAAUUCCUUCCAGACAUUUUGAAGUAGAUAGCCAAUGGGCAUCUCAAACUCACCAUAUUACCAACAAAACCUAUUACCUCUUCUCUGAAUACACCCUAUAUAUAGCCCAGUAAGAGAGCCAGGCUGACUCGAUCACCUUUCAUGCUCACUGUUACAGCUCCCGAUCACAUGACCUAAAAGCCCAAUGUGAAGGGUAUUUUGCCUUCAAGUCCGGUCUGCUUGUCAAGGGAGACCCAAAAGGGGCAAAGAUCCCAGUCCUAGUGGGAGAGCUCCGUGCAAUCCAAUCCCCAUUUACCACCGCAAGUAGUAACGGUAGUGCCCCGAUUUCCCCGCGAGCCAUUUGGGGCAAGUUCCUCAAAGAAUAAGAUCCAUCGCUUUGGCUUAAUGUGGGGCUGCCGGGGUAGCUGGAUAGUCUUUCUGCUGGGGAGGAAGAGGAGGGGAUGGGAGGCGGCUUUGGGAAAGAGGAGCUCUCAGAGGGGCGCAGCCUGGCAGGCGGUGGCCCAGGGGGAGUGUGAGCCCGGAGGCGGAGUUUGGGAGCCUGGGAGGGGUCUCGGG